Porites evermanni is the source of this 587-nucleotide messenger RNA. The record is from the annotation of a GenBank genome assembly. Lineage: Eukaryota; Metazoa; Cnidaria; Anthozoa; Scleractinia; Poritidae.
AUGGGAGUACGGGCAAACUUCAGUUUCUCAUCCGAUUCUGGUGCCGGUGGCAGACGUCCCUAUGACAUCACCAGCAGACAGGGUCUCACAAACUUAUACAACUCUGGUGUGAGUUCCGUAGAACACGUGAAAAGGCCCCUUGGGGGAUCAGGAGGGGCGAUAGGCAUUCAGCACUCUGGUGUCGUGGUAACUACUAACAGUGGAGACCGCUGGCUUGUGCACAAGGGCUCAGGAUACGGAGACUCAAGUAAUUAACGUUACUUCAUAAUUCAUAAUACUUGUCCCUUUUUGCUUUCCUUAGUAAAGUUACAUUGACACAAAUGAAUCUAUAAAAAGAUCCCGAUUGUUUUUCUGUGAGAAAAUAAUUAUUGUUUCUUUUCUUCUACUUGUUGUCUCUAGGCCAGACAGUAGUCACAAAUGCCAAGCACAUGAGUGGAGCCUGGACAUCAGCAGGUGCUCAGCCUACGCGGCCUGGGACUAGAGUAGCAGAUUACGUCAAAGCUGGCGGGUCUAAUUACAACAUGGCCUUUGACAACUGUCAUCACGGAUCGCAAAGAAUGAUGGAUGUUGGAAAGGGAAAGCGUUAA